UUGUGUUUUUACGGGAUUCAGGGCGUUAGGAAUAUUUUGACGAUGAAGAGGAAAUUGGAAUCUUCGGGGGAGGCCUCCCAAUCCCGAAUUGUACAAAUUAACGAUCACCAAUUAUCUAACUUCUGUAAGAAUGAAAUCAGUACUGCGAAGUACAGCGUAUGGACGUUUAUACCAAAGUUCCUUUAUGAACAGUUCCGACGUUAUGCUAACAUAUUUUUCCUAGCGAUAGCAUUGCUGCAGCAAAUUCCCGGUGUAUCACCUACUGGAAGGUUUACUACACUAGUGCCACUAUUGAUCAUCCUAACGGUUUCUGCAAUAAAGGAGAUGAUAGAAGACUUGAAGAGACAUUACGCAGAUGACGCCACGAACAAAAGCAAAACACUGGUCUUACGUGAAGGUGAAUGGGUGGAAACUAUGUGGAAAGAUCUUAUGGUCGGUGACCUGGUGAAAGUUUGCAACAACCAGGAGAUCCCGGCUGACCUGGUUUUACUGGCAUCCAGUGAACCCCAAGCUAUGUGCUACAUUGAGACGAGCAAUCUAGACGGCGAGACGAAUCUAAAACUACGCCAGGGUUUGCCUCAGACAGCAGAUCUUUUGACUGCCGGAUCUUUGGGCGCUUAUCGAGGGUGGGUGGAAUGUGAACUGCCCAACAGAAAGCUGGAAGAGUUUGUUGGUGUACUCCGGGCGUUUGAUGGAGUACGAUACCCCUUGAAACCCAAUCAGUUACUGAUACGUGGUGCUUCUUUGAAGAACACAAAAUGGGUAUUUGGUUUGGCCGUCUACACCGGGAAGGAAUCGAAAGUCAUGCUCAACUCUACAUCCCGUCCACUGAAACAGUCCACCGUAGAACGUCAGACAAACACUUAUAUUUUAUUUCUUUUCGGCGUGUUGCUCUUCCUCACCUUGUUCACCUUUUUUGCGAAUCUCGUUUGGACCCGAUGGAAUGAACCAACAAUGUGGUACCUAGACGGUAAAGUCACAGACGCAUCUGCAUUGCGGAUCGUGUUGGACCUUAUCACUUGCUUAAUUUUGUAUAAUACUGUGAUUCCGAUCAGUCUGCCGGUGAUGCUCGAAGUUGUACGGUUUAUACAAGCUUUGUAUAUAAAUUGGGAUUUGGAUAUGUAUGAUCCGGACACGGAUACUCCAGCAAUGGCUCGCACAUCGAAUUUGAACGAAGAACUUGGCCAGGUUCGGUAUUUAUUCUCUGAUAAAACGGGAACACUAACUCGCAACGUCAUGGAGUUCAAACGCUGUUCGAUCGGUGGUGUCAUGUACGGAAAUGACACGGAGGAUUCGAACGCAAUGAAUGACAGGGCACUGUUGAAACGAUUGAAAGCAAAUGACCCGUUAGCUAAACAUUUUUUCACCGUUCUGGCACUUUGUCACACGGUUGUACCGGAUGCCCAUUUGGAGGAUCCAGAACUGCCACUCACUUAUCAGGCUUCAUCACCAGACGAGGCUGCUUUGGUCAAGGCGGCCCGCGCAUUAGGUUUUGUCUUCACAACACGAACGCCAUCGGGAGUGUCAAUCAGAGUGGAUGGAAAAGAGUUGCACUACGAAGUCCUGCAAGUAUUGGAAUUCACAAGCUUCCGUAAGCGAAUGGGGGUGGUGGUUCGUGAUCCGAGGGGGCGUAUCCUAGUCCUAGUCAAGGGAGCGGAUACGGUGAUCUUCGAACGUUUGGCCAAGAACUGUCAAUACCAAGAAGCUACCCUUGAACAUCUUGAAAUAUUUGCGAGAACCGGCCUGCGAACUUUAUGCAUCGCGUCUGCCGAGGUGUCAAGUGAAUUUCAUGCAGGCUGGUCCAAAGAAUACUACGCGGCAAGCACUGCGAUAGACCGUCGUGAAGAGCGGCUUGAACAAGUGGCUGAGGCGAUCGAAAAAAAUUUGCAUCUGCUCGGUGCAACCGCCAUCGAAGACAAACUUCAAGAGGGAGUUCCUGAAACAAUCGCCAAUCUCAUUCAGGCUGGUAUAUCUGUGUGGGUUUUGACUGGAGAUAAACAGGAAACCGCGAUCAAUAUUGGCUAUUCUUGUCGUCUACUAAGCCCAGUUUUGGAUCUCCUCACUGUGAACACCGAAUCGUUAGAUGAAACUCGAACGAAAUUACGUGAACUUGUGGAAUUGUUUGGUCCCAAUCUCCGUUCAGAAAAUGAUGUCGCGUUGAUUGUUGACGGUCACGUAAGCUAUUCUUGUCGUCUACUAAGCCCAGUUUUGGAUCUCCUCACUGUGAACACCGAAUCGUUAGAUGAAACUCGAACGAAAUUACGUGAACUUGUGGAGUUGUUUGGUCCCAAUCUCCGUUCAGAAAAUGAUGUCGCGUUGAUUGUUGACGGUCACACUCUUGAGUUCGCCUUAAGUUGUGAAUGUCGAAAGGAUUUCGUGGAGGUCGCCCUAUCCUGUCGGUCUGUGAUAUGCUGCAGAGUCAGCCCAUGGCAGAAAGCAGAGUUGGUCAGACUCGUUCGAACGUCCGUGAAAGAUGCGGUCACUCUCGCAAUCGGGGAUGGAGCCAAUGAUGUCGGUAUGAUUCAGGCUGCUCACGUUGGCGUGGGAAUCAGUGGAAUGGAAGGCAGACAGGCUGCGUGUGCCUCGGACUAUGCAAUCGCUCAGUUCCGUUUUCUGAACAAACUGUUACUGGUUCAUGGUGCUUGGAACUACAAUCGGCUGACAAAACUCAUUCUCUAUUCGUUCUAUAAAAAUGUUUGCCUGUAUCUGAUUCAGUUCUGGUUCGCUAUUCUCAGCGGAUUCUCCGGGCAGAUCAUUUUCGAACGAUGGACUAUCGGUUUGUACAAUGUGCUGUUCUCUGCCGCUCCGCCGAUGGCCUUGGGUCUGUUCGAUCGAAGCUGUAGUGUACGCAACUGCCUAUUGUAUCCGGAGCUCUACAGAGAUACACAGGCAUCAGCUUCUUUUAACCUGAAGGUGUUCCUUUGCUGGAUCCUGAAUUCCGUGUUUCACUCAGCCAUCCUAUUUUGGAUACCUCUGGCUGCUUUCAGUUCCAAUACACUCUACUCUAGUGGACACUCGGCUAGCUUGUUGGUUCUCGGUAAUUCUGUCUACACCUAUGUCGUCGUUACGGUUUGUCUCAAGGCCGGCCUUGAACACACCGCGUGGACAUGGCUUUCACAUUUGGCCAUCUGGGGCAGCGUCGCCACGUGGUUUCUCUUCUUAGUAGUAUACUCACACUUCUAUCCGACACUUCCUUUGGCCUCAGAUAUGGUUGGUAUGGAUUCUGCUGUCUAUGGAUGUUGGGUGUUCUGGAUGGGGUUGAUUCUCAUUCCAUCGUUCUGCCUAACGCGGGAUGUUGCCUGGAAAAUGGCCAAACGUAGCUUCGCCGGGUCAUUACGCGAACAAGUCAUGCAGAUGGAACAAAUGCAUGUGGAUCCUGGGAGUAUGAUCAGAGCCAGCCUGAAGUCAAAAGUUGUGAAAAAAUCGGGCAUAUUGCGAGCUUUCCGCCGUACAAGGGGUUCGGAGGCGCUACUUAACCUAUGUCCAGGAGCAACUGUUGAACGUACACGAACACUCUCCGGUCCUCAGACGGUCGGUCAAUCGGACCAUGGCUACGCGUUUUCACAGGAGGAACGUGGUGUUGUUCGGCAGUCCGAUCUUAUUCGCGCGUACGACUCAACCAUAGGGAAACCGGAAGGCCGGUGAUAUGUUGCCAAAAUCUUUCUACCCUUAUCCACCUCCGUCUGAGCUUCAUCUGUCCUCCGCUAUUCCAAUCAUACAUAUUUCGAUGUGCAAUUCGCCUCCGGUCCAGUCUGAGAACAUACGUUCACAGCCUUUUAGCGCUGUCAUUUAGGCAAUCAUUUUCAGCAUUCAGACCAUUCAUUACCUCUCGUGUUCAUAUCAAGUACAUUUAUGUCACAUACUCUGCUACGCAUUGCUUUCGCCACUUUUAUAUCUUGCAAAUAGCUUUGUUUCCUCUCGCAUUGCCCAUCCACCGAUUUCUUGUCUUGGUGCACUUUUUGGUCUUUUGUGAACAGCACAUACAUAUCUGAUUGCUGCUUGCAUGCACCCAACCCUGGAACGUUGGUGCACAGAUAGAUGUCUACAUCAGUAUCGCUCCCAAUCCACCCUUGCCUCUUGUGUUUGGUUUCCUGAUUUCCCCGUUCCAAACUGACGUGUACCCUUGAAAGUGUUGUGCGCCAUUGAUGAACUGUUCUUCUGUAACUGUCUGACACUUGUAUUUACAUUUAUUUCAAGCAGCUAUUCAUUCCUCGUCCAUGCACUAUUUUGUUAGCACUGACGUCGGAUUUUUCUGGCUCUGUGGGUAUGGUGAAUCUCCUGUCAAAU
Messenger RNA from Opisthorchis viverrini, 4287 nucleotides. RefSeq lists its product as hypothetical. Gene Ontology annotation, biological process: phospholipid translocation. Lineage: Eukaryota; Metazoa; Platyhelminthes; Trematoda; Opisthorchiida; Opisthorchiidae. The record is from RefSeq and is a predicted model, not a curated record. The transcript has 31 exons. Bases 43 to 3645 code for a protein of 1200 amino acids. Gene Ontology annotation, molecular function: ATP binding; ATPase-coupled intramembrane lipid carrier activity; magnesium ion binding. Gene Ontology annotation, cellular component: plasma membrane.